Molecule: messenger RNA, 1260 nt
Organism: Symbiodinium sp. CCMP2592
Lineage: Eukaryota; Dinophyceae; Suessiales; Symbiodiniaceae
Source: the annotation of a GenBank genome assembly
AUGGUCUUGCUGACCAAGUGGCGGCUCCGCGCCAUCCAGGACCACAGCCAGAGUUGGUUGCAAGAUGCUCUGAACUUCCCAUCGGAGUCGACAGACGGCCGCUCAGGCGCACAUACUCGCCCUGUCAUUCCCAGAGUGACAACAGCAUCAGCAUCAGCGUCAAACUUCGGCACUCCGGCCGAGGAAAGUGUGAUCGGCGCCACCCUGAAGGGACGGGGCCGAUUUUCCCCUGAGAUGUACAUCAAUCGUUUCCUGCAGAUUUUCCUGUUUGUGAUCUCCUACACGUUCUCACGGUCUGUCGUCGAGUUCAACGCAUGGACGAGGCACUUCGAGUUCACGCUUCUACUCGCUGCCGGAUUUGUGAUCCUCUACCUGCUACUUCUGUAUCUGCUGCCAUCCUACGUGCCAGUGUUCUUGCAGCUCAUGGCGCUACCCCCGUUUCUAGAUGAUGACAACUUGAAAGUGUUUCUGAGCGUAUUGGACGAUGAUUUUGCAAUGCGAUAUGUUGUGCAUGAUGACCAUUCCAGCAGACGUCGAGCAAGCACCUCGUCCUCUCUGCAAGGACACCAAGGAGCUUCUCCACAUGGUGUCAGACGUCGAGUGAGCAGCUCGUCUUCCUUGGCAGGAGUUUCAUCUUCACUGACGGCAUUUCGAUUGCCCAGGGCGGCUUCUGGUCACAUGUCGGCGCGGAAUGACACCCUGGUCGUCGUUUCAGAGCUUGUCAGCAUCCUUGAGUCUUGUGACGAUGUCCGCGAUCUUCGCGGACUGCGCGAGAUUCUGCGGCGCCAGCUGCCAGACGAUGUCUCUUUGCCAGCACCGUCUCCGUCCCCGUCCCCACCGGCGGACGUGGACGUCCCAAUUAUUGUGGAGCCUUGGCCGGAUGCUGACCAGAAAGGAGAGCGCGUGACGGCGACUCAGGCAGUCAUGGCGGGGCGAACCGGGCUGCACUAUGAGUGUCAAGAGUUUCCGAUGGCAACUGAAGAGCUGAUCCUGAGCUGGUUCCCAAAAGGUGUCAAGGUCGUGCAGGCCCGCGAUCCAGGAACCACUGGCAAUUUCGAAAUCACUGUGAAUGGAAGGUUGGUCCAUUCCAAGAAGACCCAAAGUCAGGGCUUCUUUGAAGCAGCUCCCCAGGCUCGUCAAGAUGCGGUGAAAGCCGAGAUUGCCAAAGAAGUUGAGGUCCUCGGGGACGCAGCACCCACAUCGACGGGUGACUUCAAGGAUGGAAAAGAGACUCCAAAAGGAGGAUGCGCCAUCCAAUAA